Marchantia polymorpha subsp. ruderalis is the source of this 3042-nucleotide messenger RNA. The record is from the annotation of a GenBank genome assembly. Lineage: Eukaryota; Viridiplantae; Streptophyta; Marchantiopsida; Marchantiales; Marchantiaceae.
CGCCGGAGCUCGAGCCCAGGACGACGACGAGGUUCCGAGAAGGAGCAAGUCGAUCGGGGAGUGGGUGGAACGCGAGAGAUGGCCAGAGGCAAUGCUGUGGCCGUGCGGUAGGUGUUUGCUCGGAGCAGUGGCAGAGGAGAGGAGAGGAGACGAGAGGAAGGAUGCAGAUCUCUAGCCGCGAGCAGGAGCAUCCCGUAGUACCUUGUCCAGCCACUCCAGCCCCUCGACCGGCAUUGAACUCUGUGUGUCGACAAAGAGUCUGUUGAAGCGGAGCAGGAGGAUGACGAGAUAAAGGCGCAGUGCAGUUCUGCCGGUGUCGAUGUUCUUUGUAGGGCGUGGCGAGUUGUAGAGGUAGUUGUAGGCCUCGCCAGGCCAGGUCAGGUCCUGUCAGGUCGGACAGUGGCAGGAAAAGUGAAUGCGGUAGAAAGUGACCAAUUUUUUAUGAGCAUGCUGAUGGCAGUCUCGUCUGCAGAUUGACAAGAGAGAGAGAGAGAGUGUGUGUGUUCCUAGGGACUGAGAAGGAGGUGGAACUCGUAGAGACGUAUUGGAGGAGGAUGAAGAGGAACGGAGAAGAGUAGAGUAAGGCGGAGGAGCAUCGAGCAGAAGAGGGGGAGAUGUUGGUGCAGUGCAUACGGGUGAGGGGGAGGAAAUGACGUACGGAUUUUUUGUUUCGAGGUUUAUGCCUAGAUGUGGGCAUGACAGGAGCAGGAAGAAUCUGGUGACCUAAAGUACCGUGGGGGUGAGUGGGUUCGCUAUUGUGGAGAAGUUGGAGGUGAAUGGUUGUGAUUGUAGAGCAGUGGUAGUGAUGGUUUGGGUCUGCAGCGCAGGGAAUGAAUGUGGGGGAAAAUGGUGGGACCGGUGAAUUACGGCCCUGGAAGGCGAAGAUGAUCAGAAGUGGAAGUCAUGGCAGCUUCAAGUACAAAUUCGUGGCUCCACACUUCGCUUCUCUCGCCCUCAUCACAGCAACAAUCAGCUCAGCAUGCUCUUUACGCAACAGACCUGCCGAUGCACCACCCGUCUUCGCAUUUGGCUCAACAGCAUCAUGUAGGUUUAGGGCAGCAGGAUCAUCACCAGGAGCACCUUCCGUGCGACACUUUCUGUCAGCCUCUGCAUCACUCCCUCAAUCCUGACUUUCAGCACUCGGCCGAGAGCCAUCAGUUGAACGGUUUCAAUGGAGGAGUCGGGGGCAGGUUAGCAAUUUUCAACCUCCCAUUCCACUACUCUCGCAAACUUGGCCGCCUGUUCAUUGACUUUCUCGUCGGAGAUGGAGAAUCUGCUCUCCAUUCCGCUGUACCCAAAUUGCAGCGGUCGUGUUGGUGUUGGAGGAGAAAAUGGAGGUCAUGUGUCGGCCAGAAAGGUUCACAAGGCAGAUAGAGAGAAGCUACGAAGGGAUCGGUUGAAUGAGCAAUUUGCCGAACUUGCCGGUGUGCUAGAUCCUGAUCGGCCGAAGAAUGAUAAGGCAACGAUACUCGGUGACAGCGUUCAAGUAGUUAAAGAGUUGCGGGCUGAGGUGAAACGUCUCAGAACCGAACAUACUUCACUUCUCGAUGAAUCCCGGGAUUUGGCGCAAGAGAAGACCGAACUUCGAGAGGAAAAGGCCUCCUUGAAGAACGAGACAGAGCAACUACAAGGGCAACUUCAACAACGGCUACGGAUUAUGUUGCCUUGGAUGGGAAUGGAUCCAUCUCUAAUGAUGGGAGCUGCACCAUAUGCUUAUCCCAUGGCUGUUCCGCAGCCUGGUCCCCCUUCAUCGGAAGGAACUCAGACCAGUACAGCACCUCCAGUGCCGCAGUCCGUAGUUGCUCCUGCUGCUUACAUUCCUAUGGCUCCCACAGCUCCGGGCACCUUCGCAGUUCAUCCAGCUUUGCAAGCGUAUACGAUGUUUGGGAACAGACCCGGUGAAGGCGGGGCUCCUUAUAUGCCAUAUCCCCACUAUCCCCCCCAAGUCAACUCGCACUCUCAUGUGGAGAGGCCUUACGCCCAGUAUCCCUCUCCCGUGCAGCCUCUCCCUGGUUAUCUCAUGCAAAUGCAGCCUCACCAGGGCCAACCCCCUAUAAGCGGUGCUCCGCCUGGGCCUUCGAUGUAUCGCUCUUAUGGACCAGGCAUGCCAUUGAUGCCCCCCCAACCUCAAGCUAAUCAGCAAAAUGUACAGGCUAGAGCAAGUCAGCAUCCAGUUGCUCCUUACGCUCACUACCCUGCUUCUGGGAUGCAACCUUAUUCUGGACCGUCCCUGUCCUCAUCCCCACAAGCUUCUCCUGGUCAGUCAGUCCAGACAACAUUACAAUUACAGACUCCCUCGCAGCCGCAACCCCAAAAGCCUUUCGAAGCCUCACCUGUCAAUAGCACGGAUGGAUCUUCAAAAGCACAGAGUGGAGGCUCGGGAUCUGCUUCCUCUGGACAUAAGAAAGAGCCCAAACAGGCAGCAGCGUCUGGAGUGUCUGACUCGAUUGCAAGCUCUCCAAUAUCAUCAGCUCCAGCAGCUUCUGUCUCAUCUACUGGGAACGGAGGAGACGCUGGACAUUUGGAUACUGGAGCUUGUCCCAAUAGGGAUACAUCCCAAACUCAUGAUACCUCUUUCGGGAGGCCACUUGUGAAAUAGGUCCAUCACCAUCAACUUAGCACACCCAUCAGCGGGUUAUUUUCUGCUAGACGCCUUCUUUCCAGUCGCCAAGUCUCAAAUUUUGUAAGUGCUGAGUACUGAGCCCAGUUUGUAAUUAUCCACGUGAUAUGUUGUGUACAUCGGUAGAUCUGUUGAGUUCAUUGAGAACGUCAUUCCUGUUUAUGGUGAAGAAACACACAGUACUUCAACCAACUCUUCGAGCCACAAAAGCUCCCGGUUCAAGCCUUGGCUGGUCAUUAUGACGAAGCUUUUGGUUGGAAUGUGGAAGUGUGUUUUUGCACUGAGCAGGCACUAUGACAGUUGUUGAAAUUGUCCUGCUGUCAAUUUAUUCCAGGAUGGCCCGUCCUUGUCACGAUUACCAUGGUGCAAAACGUGCUGUCCAGCUUGCUCAUCGGAGUAAAGAAUUGAAAACGAAUUUGGUC